GCUGCCAAGUUUGAAGAUGGACAAGAGAAGGUUAGCUAAGAAAAAAGAAUCUGGUCUCAAUGAAGGAAUUGCUGGACGUUAUGUCAAGAGGGAUACUCCUCCACUUCUCAGAAAUUAUCACACACCUGUGAGGCAAGGGACAUCAUUUCAAAGAAUGGGGCGCACAGCAAGAACACCUGCAUCCUACAUUCCUCAGGCCCAGACACAAAGUGUCCCCGGUCAACCUCAAGUGGCGCCACGGCCUAACGUCCAGGGCAUUCAGAUGAAUGAAACCAACACCUCUUUAUUUGGGGACUUAGACAAAUAUUACGUAGGCAACCAGCCCCAGCCUGUGCAACAAGCGGCGAAGUAUUCUCCCCUUGUGCACCAGACUACAGCCUUGACCCCAGCCACACAGUUCUACGACCAGUCUGCGCUGCAGCAACACCCUGCCAGCCACCUCCACCAACAGCCUCAGCAACACCACUUCACCCCGGCGGCGCCAGUCUCUUCCUCCAUCACCCACCUCACCCAGGGCUUUCAAAACUUUAGGGUCACCUCAUCCCCAGUGUCAAGGACGGAUGUUACCUCCACCGUGCAGCGGCCGUAUGGUGUGGUGUACUCACAGCCUGUCAGUGGCAUAGCUUCGGGUGUGUCACGUCACAUGUUGAAUGUAUCUCAGCCAGGGUAUGCCAGCCACAGUUCCGACCCCCAGUCACAGAUGCCCCCCUCAAGUUCUGCUGGUCAGGAGGAGCGCGGAGGAAUGACUGCACUCAGUGUCAUCAGGGAAGGUAACGACGUUGAUUCUCAGCCUUACUACAAAUACACUGGCGGCAGCAGUACCACCAGCAACAACAGCGCAGACUACUACAACCUACAGCAGCUAGAUGAGAACUACCAGAUUGCUCUGUACCACCAAGAGAUACGCAGCCACUACGCCCAGCAGAACCCAGGGGGAAAUCUUCUUGGGAAGGGAAUGUUUGGCAUGGCUGCUAGUGACUUGGUUGACUUGAAAACCCCCUCUGCAUCUUCAGUCAAUUCAUCUGGAGUGGGGAGCUGUGUAUCACAAGAAGACCUGCCCCUGCCACCUGGCUGGUCAGUGGACUGGACAGUGCGUGGUCGCAAGUACUACAUUGACCACAACACCCAGGCCACCCACUGGAGCCACCCACUAGAGAAAGAAGCGCUGCCGACAGAUUGGGAGAGGAUUGAAUCUAAGGAAAGGGGAGUCUACUAUUACAACCAUAUAACACGUACAGCUCAAUAUCAACAUCCAUGUAGUCCCGUCCAGGGGAUGGUCCUAAGUUAUGGUAUGAAUGUCAUACCUGAUCGGAUACCACCCCAUUUAGAGUUCAGACAGAACAAACAGUUGGUUCCUGCUAAUCCUUAUCUCAAUACAGAAAUUCCUGAAUGGCUGAUAGUUUUCUCCAAAGCACCCCAUGAGCAUGACCACAAACUAAAGUGGGAGUUGUUCACCUUGAAGCAGCUGGAAAACUUUGCUGCCCUCCUGAUCAGACUAUACAAGCAGGAUCUAGAGCACAUAGUCAUGAGCUAUGAACGUUACCGCAAUGCUUUGAAUCGAGAAAGCGACAGGCGGAAAAAAGAAAGGCAGGGGCAGCAACCCCUGGCCAUCACUAACCUCCCUUAUCAGCCAUCUUUAGUCCAGCAUCAGAUCCUGCAGCUCCAGUCACAGCAGCAGUUCAUGCAGCCUCAGUACCAACAGACACCGUACCAGCAGACACAGUACCAGUCUCAGCUACAGUAUCAGCAACAGGCACAACCAGCUCAACAGCAAUUUCAACAGCAGCAGGCUGGGCAACAGCAAUACCAACAGCAACCCGGACAGCAGCAGUAUCAACAACAGCAACCUGGACAACAGCCGUACCAACAACAGCAAUAUCAGCAACAGCCUUCAGGACAACAGCAGUUCCAACAACAGUCUGGACAACAGAAUCAGGCCCAACAACUCUUGCUUUUAACACAGAACAUUGAAACCAAAGUAUGAUUAUCUCCCUUGUAAUGUUUUGUUUUGUUGGUACUAACAUUUGUGAAAGCUUUGACAGCUUAUAUUACAAAAUAUUUAUACAGAAAAUGAUAUUCAAUUUAGCCAAUUAUUGUAUUUAAUACUCAAAAGAAAUAAUUAUCUUGAUUAAAGGCAUAAUUUUGUGAAUUUUAAGAGUACUCUAGCAGAACGUACACAUAUGAUCAUGUAGCAAAACUGGCCAGACUAAAUGGAACAUAUAAAUUGUCUAGUAAGAAA
Molecule: messenger RNA, 2239 nt
Organism: Physella acuta
Lineage: Eukaryota; Metazoa; Mollusca; Gastropoda; Physidae
Product: scaffold protein salvador-like
Biological process (GO): hippo signaling; negative regulation of cell population proliferation; positive regulation of apoptotic process
Cellular component (GO): cytosol
Molecular function (GO): molecular adaptor activity; protein binding
Source: RefSeq, a predicted model, not a curated record